Salarias fasciatus (jewelled blenny) is the source of this 2581-nucleotide messenger RNA. RefSeq names its product alpha-1,6-mannosyl-glycoprotein 2-beta-N-acetylglucosaminyltransferase (gene mgat2). Gene Ontology annotation, biological process: oligosaccharide biosynthetic process; protein N-linked glycosylation. Bases 372 to 1781 code for a protein of 469 amino acids. The record is from RefSeq and is a predicted model, not a curated record. NCBI's taxonomy places the organism in Eukaryota, Metazoa, Chordata, Actinopteri, Blenniiformes, Blenniidae. Gene Ontology annotation, molecular function: alpha-1,6-mannosylglycoprotein 2-beta-N-acetylglucosaminyltransferase activity. Gene Ontology annotation, cellular component: Golgi membrane; Golgi stack. The transcript is spliced from 2 exons.
CAGACAGUGGUUCCGUAUUUAAGGUCUUUUUUCCCCCCCCACCUCCAGCAAGCCUUUUCCUGCUCCGGUUCCAUGCAGCUCGCUGGGAGGUAUGGAGGGGAACGGGACGCCGCCGUACUGACGCUUCUCCGGUUGUAGAUGCUUCGCGUGCACCGCUACCCCGCUGCCUCCCACAACCGCCAUGCCUUAUGGAAUAUUCAUUUACCAUCAAUGACAUUCCAGCAGAAUUCAUGUUUACAACAAGAGAUAAGUUUGCCAACAAUUAGCCUCUAAACAGCCUCUUUUUAAUCAGGCCGGCUUGCUUUUCAAAGCAAAAGCACACAGCUCCAACAGCUUUUUGCCUCUGCACAAUCAGCUUCUGAUUCUCUAUCAUGAGACUCCGGAUUUACAAGCGGAAGGUGGUGAUACUGACUCUGGUGGUUGUCGUCUGUGGCCUGGCUUUCUGGAGCAGCGGAAGGCAGAAGAAAAACGACAGCGGAUCGUUCCCCAAGGACGCGGAGGCGGCGAGGAGGAGUAGCAGCGCGAGCAGCAGCAGCAGCAGUAGCAUCAACAAUCAUAUCCAGGUGCCAGCCACACCUGCGGCCAGCCGGGCGCCCGCUCCGCCGCCUGCCGUGAAAGCAAAUGACACACACCAGGAGAAAGCGAAGGAUAAAGCCAAAAUAGCCAAGCCAGAGGCGGAUAACACGACUUUAGUUUACCGCGGCAUUGUCUUCCAGCUGAACUUUGACCAGACGAUCAGGAACGAGGAGAAGUUCAAGACGGCCCGGCAGAAGGAUGACCUGGUCGUGGUCGUUCAGGUUCAUAACCGACCGGACUACCUUAAACUCUUAGUGGACAGCUUACGGAAGGCUCGAGGAGUGGACAGCAUACUGCUGAUAUUCAGCCAUGACUACUGGUCCCCCGAGAUUAAUAAAGUGGUGGCGUCCGUUGACUUCUGUCAAGUACUUCAGAUUUUCUUCCCCUUCAGCAUCCAGCUGUACCCCCAGGAGUUCCCCGGGAACGACCCCAAGGAUUGCCCCCGAGACAUUCCCAAAAAGGACGCCUUAAAGCUGCGAUGCAUCAACGCGGAAUACCCCGAUUCGUUCGGUCACUACCGCGAGGCCAAGUUCUCCCAGACCAAACACCACUGGUGGUGGAAACUCCACUUCGUAUGGGACAGAGUCAAAGCGCUGACAGACCACAAGGGUCUGGUCCUGCUGAUCGAGGAGGACCACUACAUGUCCCCAGACUUCAUCCACCUCUUAAAGCUGAUGACCGCUCUGAAAAGAGAGCAGUGCCCCGACUGCGACAUCCUCUCCCUGGGGAGCUACAGCCACAUCGGCUACUCCAGCAAAGCCAACAAGGUGGAGGUAAAACCCUGGAAGUCCACCGAGCACAACAUGGGGAUGGCCCUGAGCCGAGAGACAUAUCAGAAACUCAUCCAGUGCACCGACACGUUCUGCACUUACGACGACUACAACUGGGACUGGUCCCUGCAGCACCUGACCGUGUCCUGCCUGCCCUCGUACUGGAAGGUCAUGGUGAGCGACGCGCCGCGGAUCUUCCACGCCGGGGAUUGCGGGAUGCACCACAAGAAGGCCUCGUGCAUGCCCGUCAGCCAGAAAACCAAGAUAGAAAACAUCCUCCAGAGCAGCUCGAAUCAGCUGUUCCCGAAAAACCUCCUGAUUACAAAGAGACUGCCGGCGAACGGGGCCGGAGGCGUGGCGCCGCACGUGAAGAACGGGGGCUGGGGAGAUAUCAGGGACCAUGAACUCUGCAAGAGUUACGUUCGAUUACAGUGACCUUACUUGAUACUAUUAUAUAUUAUUGUCUCUUUUGCAUCCUAUAUAAAGAAAAAAACUAAAUCUUUAUGGACUAUUCUUCAUAUUGCCUGUUUUAUUGGACUGUUUUCUCGGAUUGUUCCAAAUAAAGACGAAUGUUGGAUUUUUUGGCUUCUUUAACACAAAUGUCUUUACAUUGAAUAAUACAAGUGAUUCCUUACAAGUCUGCAUUGUUUUGUACCUAUAAUAUACUAAACACUAUAUUGUAUUUUCUAUGACAAGGUUUUCAGACGAUGAAAUGCCUCGUAUGUUCCCUGGAGUCACUGAAAAUGUGGGACAUCUUGAAAGAGGUGGCGAACUGAGCAGUGCUCAUCAGGGGCAAUCUUGAAUUUGGUGAAUCUGUGGAUUUAGUAAUCCCAUUGUGCACGCAUAAUUAAUUUGAAGAUAUUUAUAUCUCCCAAAUUUGCUGAGAUCAAAGGAGAUCCGCUGAGACACCUUGUUCCAUUUAUGUAAUCUCCCACUUUAGCGGCAACAGGUUUGGAGAGCGCACCGGGAGACUGUCGCUUCCGACGCGCGGCACGAAUAUCAUCACAGCGAUUCAGAUGUGAUGGGUGGAACAUGCCCGAACUGCAGAGUUUUUGCACCUGGUCAUGUUUGGCGGGAGUGAACGUAGUGAUGCGCUGCAACGGAAUCAAACUCCCGAUUGUUCCGAUGCAGUGCAUCACUGUCCAGCUGAUGACUUGGGUAUGGUGAUAGAAGCCUGGGCUACUGUAUCAGUGCAGAGGUAUUCACAUAAAUAAACAUGAUGCACCUGGAGAGAU